GACGUUCGACGGACCCGGCGAAGGGAGAAAAGUGCCUGGCGAGGCUCGUCAUCGGCCUCCACACAACGGUGCGCGCGCCGGUGGCGCGAUUCGGUGCAUCACACCAGUUCCUCCCGUGUCGCCCGGGCGAGUGAGACGUGUAGAAUCGUGCGGAGCGGGUGUACACGCGAAUUGAGUUACGAGACUUAUCGCUAUUUUCUAGCAAAACGCUAGACUUAGGAAUCCGGCGGUCUCACAUCGACGUCGGCGACACCUUUGAACCGAGCGACAUUCGCUCGAAAGUCGGAUGCCUCGCGCGCUCUGAUUGCAAGACGUUUCCGACUCUCGCCGCGUCGUCCGCUAGUGUUUACCAAAUCGGUGCUGGUGGUGGUGUGGUGGUGCUGGCGGCGGUGGAGGAAGCUGGGAGGGUGAAUCCGACGGAAGAGGAGUGCGUCGUGUUUCAUCGAAAGGGGCGACAUGGGGUGGAGCUAUAUUCGCAGGCUCACGGCAGCCGCCUCGACCCUGCUCUUCGUCCUGGCUAUAACAGCCUCGGUCAACCUCGUCCACGGGUUUUCCACCGAAAGUGCGGGCGCAUGUCCGCUGCGACAAUACCGCUGCGACAACGCGAAAUGCAUACCAGUUACGUGGGUCUGCGAUGGAGAUAACGAUUGCGAGGACAAUUCCGACGAACGUACGGAGGAAUGCAAAUCUACCAAGGCUUGCACCGACGCGGAGUUCAGAUGUACCAAUGGCCGAUGUAUUCUCAAAAACUGGCAAUGCGAUGGCGAGAACGACUGUCCCGAUGGAUCCGACGAAAACCCCAGCAUCUGCCGGAUUCGACGGUGCUCCGAAAGGGAGUUCGAGUGCAGUCCUGGAGUCUGUAUAACUAAUGUCUGGGUCUGUGAUAACCAUGAAGACUGUGCUGAUGGGUCAGAUGAGAAAAAUUGUCGAAGAAGCAAGAAUUGCACUGCUGAACAAUUCACGUGUCGCGGAAGCAUCGGACAGUGUGUACCAUUGACCUGGAUGUGCGAUGAUCACCCGGAUUGUAUGGAUCGUUCGGACGAGACUGACUGCAAUAAUACCUGCCGUGCCGAUGAAUUCACCUGUGACAACAAGCACUGUAUUCAGCGGCACUGGGUCUGUGAUCAUGACGAUGACUGUGGAGACGGAAGUGAUGAAAAAGACUGCCAACCAUCAACGUGUCAACCUGAUACACAGUUCACCUGCGCAAAGGGUUACUGCAUCACAUCACGGUGGCGAUGCGAUGGAGAUUCAGAUUGUCCUGAUGGUUCUGACGAAAUGGGAUGCACAGAUAGACCACCUAAAGACAAAAUGAACCAUUGUGGAGUUCACGAAUUCUCGUGUGAUGACCACAUCACUUGUAUACGUCAGAGUUGGGUUUGCGAUGGCGGUAGAGAUUGUCCCGAUGGCGCUGAUGAAUCUCCCAGUAAUUGUGCAUCAGUCACUUGCAGACCAGACCAGUUUCAGUGCUCAGAUCGAAGCUGCAUUUCAGGGCGUUUCUUCUGCGAUGGAAUAAAAAACUGUCCGGAUGGUGCUGAUGAAAAAAACUGUACAGCGGCAGACGUUGUUUGUGACCCGUUGAAACAGUUCGAUUGUGGUCAUGGCUCGUGUAUACCACUGAGCAGUUUGUGCGACGGAAAACCUGAUUGUCUGGGAUGGGAAGAUGAGCCGCUAGAUCUAUGUAAAAAAAAUGAAUGCCUUGUUAACAACGGUGGCUGUUCACAGAUAUGUGUUGACCUUCCAAUUGGUUUCCGCUGCGAAUGUAGAAAUGGCUACAGAUUAAUAAACAAUCAAACUUGUGAUGAUGUCGACGAAUGUCUGGAGCCCGGAAGUUGUUCGCAGUUCUGUAAAAAUGAAAAGGGUACCUUUAAAUGCAGUUGUGAUGCUGGUUAUCUCAGAGAUCCACGAGACUUGACUCGCUGCAAAGCAGCUGAAGGCCAUGCAAGUUUAUUAUUUGCUAGACGUCACGAUAUUCGAAAAGUAGCACUCGACCGUCCAGAGAUGACAGCAAUUGUAAACAACACCAAAAUGGCCACAGCUCUGGAUUUCGUCUUUCGAACUGGUAUGAUAUUCUGGAGCGAUGUCAGUGAUAAGAAAAUAUAUAAAGCUCCUAUUGACGAGGGUAAUGAACGAACUGUUGUCAUUGAUCGUGAUCUAACCACAUCAGAUGGUCUUGCUGUAGAUUGGAUUUAUAAUCACAUAUACUGGACGGAUGCUGAAAAAAAUACAAUUGAACUGGCAAAUUUUGAAGGUAACAUGAGAAAAACUCUGAUAAAAGAUCGCGUACAAGAACCAAGAGCAAUUGCUGUCAAUCCACUGGAGGGUUGGAUGUUCUGGACAGAUUGGGGUGACGAUGCUAGAAUUGAAAGGGCUGGGAUGGAUGGCUCACACCGUUCGAUCAUCGUAGGAACCGAAGUGAGAUGGCCAAACGGCUUAACGUUGGAUUUAGUUGGAAAGAAAUUAUAUUGGGUAGAUGCAAAAUUGAACAAAAUUGCUUCUUGCAACUACGACGGAUCUGGGAGACGGACUGUAUUAUACUCACCUGAUAUUCUCAGGCAUCCGUUCAGCAUUACAACGUUUGAAGAUUACAUUUUCUGGACAGAUUGGGAUAAAGAAGCUAUUUUUAAAGCAAACAAAUUCACCGGCAAAGAAGUUGAGGCGAUAACUUCUGUGAGGUCUGUUCAACACCCAAUGGCUGUACACGUGUAUCAUCCGUAUAGGCAACCUGAUGGAAAAAAUCAGUGUCAGGCAGUAAAUGGGCACUGUAGUCACCUUUGCUUACCAGCACCAAAGAUCAGUGCAAAAUCCCCUCUUCUCAGUUGUGCUUGUCCAGACGGGCUCAGGCUUUUACCCGAUGGUCUCAUGUGUGUCGAGAAUGUAACGACAACAGUCGCACCAACCACCCAAGCUGUCACCGUGCCAUUCAAGAGGUUUGAACCUCCCAAGGUCGCAGGUUCAAGUAGACCAACAAAUGGCACAGAUGGCAAUGGAGGAGCUGGCUUUUCCGAAGAAAACACAGAUCGUGGAAUAGUGGCUGGAAUUGUAAUAGGAGUGGUAACAGUUGGCCUUGCUCUACUGGCUCUUGUAGCCUUUUUGUGCUACAGGCAUUACCUACAUCGCAAUGUCACAAGCAUGAACUUUGACAAUCCCGUGUACAGAAAAACAACUGAAGAUCAAUUUAGUUUGGAAAAAAACCGUUUCCCACUUCCUGCUGCAACGGUUGGCGAAGAGGCUCAGGAACCAUUAACAAGUCCCGGAACCAAUGAUUAUGUUUAAGACUUACUCGGCCUGCCAUGGGGCCGUACAGCAGGUCAAGAAGCAAGCAAAAAAUAAUGAAUGAAUCAAAAAUGUUCAUCAAAAUCUAACUGCGAUGGUGCGAAACACAUGCCUGCCCAAAUGCCCGCCCACCUGCCUGCCUGUUUGUCUGUCUGUCUGUCUGCCUGUCUGUUUGUCUGCUUGCCUGCCUGCCAACUCAGCUGUGAUUAUGUUUACUUUCUGUACUGUGUUUGUUAAUUUGAAAUUUGAUGAAAAGGAAACUAACUUAGGCCACUUGAUAUAUUUCGUUCGCACGUUUUUCACUUUUGCCGAUAGAUAUAAAAGGAGAAAGUACCCAUAAUAUAACUAUAAUCAUUUUGUUUACAUCUCACGAAAAGAUAACAUUAUGUUAUGUGUUUGCAAUCAAAUGCGGCAAAUAAUGGAUAUACAAUUGAUGGGCAUUCUAAAUUCAUCUCUCGAUUACUAGUAUAAUAUUUCUCAGGUCUUGAUCGCAAAAGUAAGAUAAUUGUGUUUAAAAUGCAGUGCUAAAAUUAUAUAUCUACGUAAUGUUUCAACUUAACAAUGAUUAGAAAAAAAAUUACAUUUUCAUAAUAUAUGUUGAAAUAUUAAUUCAAAAUUAACACUUGAAUUUACCGCUAUUCAAAUUUAUGAUUCACAUGCGGUAAACUACUGUAAUUGUGAUUAUUUACCAAGUUAUUAAUUUUAAAUCCAAUUAAAUAUGUCAAAUGAAUACUUUGUGAAUUGAAGAGUAAAAUUAUCAGUUUUAAAUUUGGAAAGACAUAGAUAUUUGCUGCCACAUGCUUGAAAAAAUUUCUCCUUUUAUUGCUUUAGGCUCUGAGUGGUCGAACGGUACUUGGCACGUACGUCCAAAAGUAGCUGCUCAUUUCGGGAUGAGUAACUCAUAUCACAAAAGCCAUUCUAAUUAGAUUCUUUUAGUUAAUUGUCCUUAAGAUUACGUAUUAGUGUUAAUAAAAAAGCAACAUAGAUGUAAUAAGAGCAGCUCAAUGACACUAAGUAUGACUGUGCGUUUGUUAGUUAAUCCAAGCUAUGGUACGGUUCUCAACCUACUAAAAGUCAGUGUAUGAGUAUGUGUGUAGAAGUAAAAUCUCAAAAUAAGAAUUAUACUUAUUAAUAAUAUUAUUAAUUAUUAUAUUACACUAUUAAAUGUGAGAUUUUUAUGUUUUACUCAUAAAUUCUAGAUAUCUCCAAAAUAUUAGUCAGCUUAGAUGCCCGACGAUAGUUAAAAAUAACAUACUACGGCAAGAUUUUUGCUUGCAAUGAAAAGAAAGAAUAUUAAUUAGUAAAAAAAAAUAAAAAUCAUUAAUGCGGAUGGAGUGGAGGGGAGGGAGUGCAAACUAUGCGAGUAAC
Molecule: messenger RNA, 4644 nt
Organism: Neodiprion fabricii
Lineage: Eukaryota; Metazoa; Arthropoda; Insecta; Hymenoptera; Diprionidae
Product: low-density lipoprotein receptor-like
Exons: 13
Coding region: 457-3276 (939 amino acids)
Molecular function (GO): calcium ion binding; protein binding
Source: RefSeq, a predicted model, not a curated record